Asterias rubens (European starfish) is the source of this 4719-nucleotide messenger RNA. RefSeq names its product protein HIRA-like. Gene Ontology annotation, molecular function: protein binding; nucleosome binding. Gene Ontology annotation, biological process: DNA-templated transcription; chromatin remodeling; regulation of DNA-templated transcription. Gene Ontology annotation, cellular component: nucleus; HIR complex. Lineage: Eukaryota; Metazoa; Echinodermata; Asteroidea; Forcipulatida; Asteriidae. Bases 78 to 3239 code for a protein of 1053 amino acids. The record is from RefSeq and is a predicted model, not a curated record. The transcript is spliced from 27 exons.
GCGGACGGCGCACGACGUCUUUGAAGACGGAUUUGGGGCUUUGUUUUGGUCGCGUUAGCGUCAAAUAAGGAGUGAAAAUGAAGCUUUUGAAGCCUACAUGGGUUAACCAUGAUGGAAAACCGAUAUUUGGAAUUGACAUUCAUCCAGAUGGAUCAAGGUUUGCCACUGGUGGACAAGGGGAAGACUCUGGUAGAGUCAUCAUCUGGAACAUGGCUCCUGUCCGCAACGAAGAUGAAGAAAAGAACGAAAAUGUACCCAAGAUUCUUUGUGAGAUGGACAAUCAUUUAGCUUGUGUUAACAGCGUCCGAUGGUCUAAUAAUGGCUACUACCUUGCCUCAGGUGCUGAUGAUAGAAUGGUCAUGGUGUGGCAGAUGAUCAGUUAUGGAGGGACCUCAAGAGUCUUCGGUUCAGGCAAGAAUAAUAUUGAACAGUGGAGAUGUGCCCACACACUUCGAUCUCACACUGGAGAUGUCCUUGAUGUUGCCUGGUCCCCACAUGAUGCUUGGCUGGCAUCCUGCAGCAUUGACAACAGUAUUGUCAUAUGGAAUGCACUCAAGUUUCCAGAGAUUAUUUCUGUACUAAGUGGUCACUCUGGUCUGGUUAAAGGUGUGACAUGGGACCCAGUGGGAAAAUACAUCGCAUCUCAGUCUGACGAUAAAAGUCUAAGGAUUUGGAGAACGAUGGACUGGAAAGAGGAGACGGCAAUCUUCGAGCCGUUUGAAGAGUGUGGGGGUACAACACAUAUAUUGAGACUUAGCUGGUCCCCCGAUGGCGCCUAUGUUGUAUCUGCACAUGCAAUGAACAACAGGGGACCAACAGCUCAGAUCAUUGACCGAGAGGGCUGGAAAGCUAAUAUGGACUUUGUUGGACACCGCAAAGCAGUCACAUGUGUGAGGUUCAACUCUAACAUUUUUACAAGAACAAUCAAAAGAGGUAACCAAUCAAAGCAGCAGCCGUAUACGUGCUGUGCAAUAGGCAGUAGAGACAGAUCAGUGUCAAUAUGGCUGACCGCAUUAAAGCGCCCUCUUGUGGUGGUCCAUGACAUCUUCAAUAACUCCAUCAUGGACCUGACGUGGAACCAGGAAGGUGAUGAGCUUCUAGCUUGCUCAGUAGACGGCACAGUCUGUUACUUUAAUCUCAGCAGUGAUGAAGUCGGUUCACAACUCACUAAGGAUGACAAGACAAAACUUCACGAGAAAGUCUACGGAAAGAGCGUCUUCUCGUCAGGAUCCACAAACCUCGCCAACAGCAUCAUUGAGAAUCCAGAGAUGCUGAAACUACAGCAGCAACAGAAAGAGCUGAAGGAGAAGCAGGCGUCCAAGAUCAAGAUGAUGACCACACCUACUAAGACGGUGGUCCAGACGGCCCUCAUUGAGGGACAGCCACUGGAUGUGAAGAGCAAGCAGAUAGAAACAAGAACCCCUGAUGGCAGACGGAGGAUCACACCAUUGCAUAUAGCACCUCAACAGGCAAGCUUCGGAGUGUCCCCGAAGCCAUUCCGCAGCUUAAGUCAGAAUCUCUUUGAUAGUCCCACAUCCAGCAGCCAGCAGGGUCAACCAGGCGGUAAUGUAUUCAUCGAAGGUCAGAACAAGGUCAUGGUGAAGAAAGAGGUCAUGGAUGGGGUCACGACCCUGGACAGUAAUGUGCCUGUUUCUGCGUUGGAUAGUCGCUUCACCCAGAAACAAACCACGGAUGGUCGAGCAACAGCAGCAGCAGCUGCAGAGAAAGCCAAACUCACUGCUGAGAGCCACCUUGCCGAGCAGCCUAAACCAGCCGCAGUAGUCACCGAGGUCUCCCCGAAAGCUGAUGUCAGCACAGCCAAGUCAGGAACGACGGACAUCGCUGCGAUGGCGUCGGCUGCGGCCGCUGCAGCAUGUGCUGAAGCUGCUGCUGCUUAUGCUGAUAAAACCAAAGAUGUAUCCAAACUGAAAGAUGGACCCGUCGUAGCCUCCACCCCUCCUCGUUCCUCUCAAUCCCUGAAGGGGAAACGAGGAGACGCCUCCUCAGAUAAACCCAUCAUUAAGAAGCCUCGCAAGGAGUACAGGACACAGCAGAGAAUUGCUGCUGCAGCUGCUGCUGCUGCCGCUGCUGCAGCAGCUAGUGCAGCUGCAGCGACGCCAACUUCCAGCGGGACCUCAGUUGCUGGUGGUUCAUCUGAAGCGGCAAGUCGGUUGUUACCAGCCAAGCCUCUAAUCAAGAUACCAACCCCAGAGACUCCCAAGAAGUUACAGCUGAAUGUGCCGCGUCAGAGCAGCUCAACUGAACCAGAUCUCGUUGUUGAAUUGGAAAACAGCGACUCAGUCACAGCAAAAUCUGUACAUAAACUCCGAGGAAUGAAAGAGAACGAGACGUUAUGGGAAUCCAUCCUAACCAGUAAAGGAACAAUAUUAACAGGAAAUAGGUUUGUGGUAUGCGUCAGCUGUGAAAACCAAACUGUAAACAUGUUCUCCAGUGAGGGUCGGAGGUUACUCCCAGCGUGUUUGCUGCCCUCUGUUGUCAGCAUUUUACAAUGCAGUAGUGGGUACAUCAUGGCCAUCACAACAUCAGGCUUACUGUAUGUCUGGGAUGUAAGGAGGAUGGAAGCCAAAGUCAGCAGAGUGUCGUUACUGCCAAUCAUGAAAGGUGGUGAUAUAGCCAUCACAAAUUCACUGGUAACAGAUCAGGGAGUACCAGCUAUACUGCUUUCCAAUGGAAAAUCCUACAGCUACAAUUCAUCCAUGUCUUGCUGGAUGUUAUUGUGUCAGCAGGGUGACACCCUCAGUCUCUGCUCAGACCACCAGGCAUGUCAACCAUCCCAGGGGGCGCUAUCUGCAUCCGGACCCCUCACCACACUGCAAGGACCAUUACUCAGAGCAGGGAAGCAGUCCAACGGUAUGUCCCAAUCCAACCGUACCCUACAACGCUCCUCUACAAUGAGCUAUCUAGAGGGUCAGCUGUCCGCUGCUCAAGCUUUAAAGUCUGGUCAUGAGUAUCGCUUCUGGCUGCUGACUUAUGUUCGCUACCUGGUACAAGAAGAGCAAGAGAGCAGAUUACGAGAUAUCUGUAGUGAGUUGUUGGGACCGUUCUACAAAGUGGGGGCUGAGGAAUCACAGUGGCAACCAUUGGAAUUGGGUCUCUCUAAACGAUACCUCCUGGACGAAGUCCUCCCAAUCAUUGGUUCCAAUCUCAAGAUGCAGAGAUUGUACACGGAGUACCAGGAAGAACUGAAAAUCCUGAACGAGAAGAGCCUUAUAACCUGACGCUAGUUACCUCAAAGUUUUAUUCCUAAAUUCCCCAAACUCAGGUGGACCCUUUGUUUGUCAUUAAAAGACGUGCGUCCACUUUUGCAAUUAGAUUGCAACCGUUCGCGCCAAUGUUUUUGACCGAUGAAACGAUUGGAUGGCUGAAAAUCCUGAACAAGAAGAGCUUUAUAACCUGACGCUAGUUGCCUCAAAGUUUUAUUCCUAAAUUCCCCAAACUCAGUUGAACCGUUUGUUUCUCAUCAGAAGACUCACGUCCACUUGUGCAAACAGAUUGCAACCGUUCGCGCAAAUGAUUUUUGAUCGAUUGAAACGAUUGGAUGGCUAAAAAUCCUGAAUGAGAAGAGCUUUAUAAUCUGACGCUAGUUGCCUCAAAGUUUACUCAUAGAUUCCCCAAACUCAGGUGGACCAUUUGUUUCUCACUAAAAGACUCGCUUCAGGGUUGUGUUCCACUUGCGCAAACAGUUUGCAAUCGUUCGCGCAGACGUUUUUUAUCAAUGGAACGAUUCCUGAUGUCAAAAUAGCAGCACUCUGUUAUAAAGAUGGUGACAAUGCAUACAUUUUUGUUUGUACCGUUGGUUUUUUGCUGUAUUGAAGGUCUUCUUUUGUACAUCAUGAGAGCAACUAAUUAAGUUGUUAUUUCGACUCCACCCGACUGCGUUAUCAACCACCAAAAACACACUAUAAAUUCGUUGUGACAAGAAAACAACAUUGUCUGCUUAUAGUGUUGUUGUCCACAAUUUUAAAAUCACCCACCAACAUCUCAGAAGUAUGUUCACCUAUGGUUGCUAACGCUUACCAACUGUGCGUUCCAGGCGAAAUUGUUGGCAAUGUUUUAAAAUCACCCACCAACAUCUCAGAAGUAUGUUCACAAUGUUUGGCAAUGUUUGCGCAAGUUGAAUGCACCCGAAGCAAACAGUUGGUUUGCCCAAACUUCUUAGUUCAUAGUGAGGCUGGCAGGGAAAUAGUCUGGUACUUGUUUUCAAUGCCAGUACUAUGGCCAUAGUUGCAUACAAGUAACAUGACCACAAAAAGGUCUGUGAAAACAAAUAAUACUGUAUUCUGAAAUGAAUUUUUUACGGUAAUAUUCAGUUGUGAUACAAACUUUUUUUUAACCUUUUUUAGUUUUCGAACUAUUAAGGGUAUUAUAGCAACAAUUUUCACUGGGUUUAAGUGAUUCAACGACUAGUGUAUUGCAUAUUUGUUUAUGAUGGAGACGAGUUUACCUAACACUAAAAUACCAAGCCAAACUUCCCUUUAUAUCAACUAAAAGCUUCACAGGAAAAACAAAAAACAAAACUACAGUACUAUAGAAAUAUCCCCAAUAAUUAACAGUGGCAUAUUUUUUAGAAAACCUUGAAUAUGAAGUCAUCUUUUGGGCAGUCUUUUCAGUGAACACAAGAAUAAAAUGAAAGUAGUCUAGAAUUAUCUUGGAGGGUUUCGCAAAGACUUUGGGGGCUUUUUUAAAAACUAUUUUUUU